This is a messenger RNA of Tuber melanosporum (Perigord truffle), 426 nucleotides long. RefSeq lists its product as uncharacterized. The coding region runs from base 1 to 426 and encodes 141 amino acids. NCBI's taxonomy places the organism in Eukaryota, Fungi, Ascomycota, Pezizomycetes, Pezizales, Tuberaceae. The transcript is spliced from 2 exons. The record is from RefSeq and is a predicted model, not a curated record.
AUGGACCUCUUUUGCGACAAUAGCGACAGUGAGGUUGAGCCCUUCGGUGCAGAUCUAGUCGAACCCGCACCAAUCCUCAAACCCCGCAUCAUAGAAACAACAUUCCACGGCCUCCUCUCCUCGCCGAUAAAACUACAUGAGGACCUCGCCAAGGGUUGCGGUGGGCAGAUCUGGCCUGCUGGUGAAACGCUUGCGAAGUAUCUCUUACGUCGCUACGGGCGUGGCAAUAAUGGGUUGAGGGGGAAGAGGAUUGUCGAACUAGGUGCCGGGGGUGGAUUGGUUGGGCUUGCGAUCACGGCAGGGUGCGAUAUCUUCGGGAGCGAACUUUACAUCACGGAUAUGGAGGCCAUGAUGGAGAUGAUGGCGAGGAACGUGGCAUUGAAUGGGUUUGAGGACAGGGUCAAGGUUCAGCUACUAGAUUGGUAA